Penicillium longicatenatum is the source of this 3480-nucleotide messenger RNA. Its product is annotated as glycoside hydrolase family 18 protein. NCBI's taxonomy places the organism in Eukaryota, Fungi, Ascomycota, Eurotiomycetes, Eurotiales, Aspergillaceae. Gene Ontology annotation, molecular function: chitinase activity; chitin binding. The transcript has 3 exons. Gene Ontology annotation, cellular component: extracellular region. Gene Ontology annotation, biological process: chitin catabolic process; carbohydrate metabolic process. The record is from RefSeq and is a predicted model, not a curated record. The coding region runs from base 1 to 3480 and encodes 1159 amino acids.
AUGCUUCCAGCUGUGGUCUUGGCCGUUGUCGCCGGCCUGGGAAUUCUACCAACAGUGGUUGCGGACACCGUUUGCAGUGCGACAGUUCCGUGCGAAAUCGGAUGCUGCGGCGAGUAUGGCGUGUGUGGCAUGGGUCCCAAUUACUGUGGCUCUGAUGUGUGCAUCAACAGUUGCGAUGCCAAAGCAGAGUGUAACCCGGACAAUUGGCCAUCUGAAUACGUGAAUUCUACAACCUGCCCUCUGGAUGUGUGCUGCAGUCCAUAUGGCUUCUGCGGUACUACCAAGGAGUUCUGCGGGAACAAAACAGUCACUGUACCGUCCUGUGACGCUAGCAGUCAAAAGAUCAACCGCGUUAUCGGAUAUUACAACUCCGCUGCUGCGCGCCGUGGUUGUGAUGGCAUGGCUCCAUACUCCAUUCCUCAGGGCGUUUAUUCUCAUAUAUACUUUGCGUUUGGCAGUAUCGACCCGGACAGCUUCGAAGUGAUCCCGGAUAAGACAAGCGACGAGGGCCUCUAUACCCAAUUAGCUGCGCUGAAGACGCGUGACCCUGAUCAAGAGCUUUGGCUAUCGAUUGGUGGUUGGGAUUUCUCAGACAGUGACCAGCCGACAGCUACUACUUUCUCUGAUCUUUGCGCUGCGGAUAGCAAGACACAAAACGCAUUCUUCAAGUCCUUGAUUAGUUUCAUGGGCACAUACGGCUUUACGGGAAUCGAUAUCGACUGGGAGUACCCAGCUGCAGGUGAUCGCAAUGGCCGUGAUGAGGACUACAAGAACUUCCCUGCAUUCCUGGCGAGCUUGAAAAAGGCGUUAUCUGAUUACAAGUAUGGCUUGUCUAUAACACUACCAACCAGCUAUUGGUACCUCCAACACUUCGACCUGAAGGCCAUGGAGUCUUCAGUCGACUGGUUCAAUGUCAUGGCUUACGACUUGCAUGGCACGUGGGACAUUACUGAUACUUGGACUGGGCCUUACUUGGAUGCUCACACAAACCUGACUGAGAUCAAGACUGCUCUCGAUCUGCUGUGGGGAGUCGAUGUUAAGCCCUCCAAAGUAACCCUUGGCUUGGCCUUCUAUGGUCGCAGUUUCACGAUUGAAAGCUCUUCUUGCGCCGAGCCAGGCUGUCUGUAUCUCUCAGCUGGUACCGAGGGAAAUUGCAGUCAGUCUGCUGGAAUUUUGUUCAACAGCGAAAUCGCAGCUCUCAUCGAAGACCAAGAUCUUACUCCGACGCUCUAUAAAGACGCUGCUAUCAAAACCAUUCAGUGGGACACUGAUCAGUGGAUCGCGUAUGACGAUGAAGAUACUUGGAAGCUCAAAGCAGACUAUGCGAAGUCCGUCUGUAUUGGUGGUGUGAUGGUCUGGUCAGUCGACGAAGAUGAUGAUGUCCAUACAUAUGCGAAAGGACUCGCUGCCGCGCUCGGUAAUGAAAUCAAUCUGAACACUACCACUGGUCUUCCCCUAUCUAUUGUCGACAAGACGUCCUCGACGAGCAGUGAAUCUACACAAGGCAACUACUGUCGCUUCAUCAACUGUGGCGACACCUGCCCAAAUGGGUUCUCAACAAUUGUACGGGAUGACAACAAGAAGCAACUCAUGCUCGAUUCGACAGAAUGUCCUCCAGGAUAUGAAGGCACGCAGACCCUCUGCUGUCCAACAUCCAGUACUUUACCGACUUGUCGCUGGCGUGGAUUCAAUGGUGGCAAGUGCAAGGGAGGCUGCGAGAGUGGCGAGGCCGAAGUAGGCACUCUUACUGCGGGCUGCCGCUCUGGGUAUCAAUCUGCCUGUUGCACCAUCGAAGAUUCCACAAAACCCUGGUCAGAAUGUGCAUGGGGAGAUAGCUGUGAGUCCGACGACACAUGCCCCUCUGGCUAUGAUAAAUUCGUCGUUGGAUCGCGUCAGGGUUGGGGUGGACGAAAGUCAUGCAGCGGAUCGAAGAACUAUAAUUACUGUUGUAAGGACUCAAUCCCAGAUCCCUUUACAAAUUGCGCCUGGACCGGGCACGAGGUUACUUUCACCAAUACAGAGUAUUGCUCUGAUGCUUGUCCAUCCGGCUCAAUUCGAAUUGCAGAGGAAUCAAUCAUUACCAUAUUUGGCAAUGACAAGACGGCACAUACGUCAAACUGCUAUUAUGGCAUGGAGGCCUACUGUUGUAACGGUACAACGACAACAACUUCGGUUGUGCCGCGCUCUUCUCCCGACACUUUCCAAGAUGAAACAGCUUACGAGUUUCACUUCUAUCUCAACGCUUGGCUUGAGAACCCCACUUGUGGUGCUGAAUACGUGGCAAGCUUCGACAAACGUGAUUUGACAGAGCGCUCCAUGAGCAAGCAAGAGCUGAAUUACUAUAAUGCCGUUAGCUACGUGGUCCUUUGGCUUACCGCGUCUGUCCCUCGCGAUGAUUUGACUAAGAUUUUCAAUAAUUUGAUGUCCGAAUAUGGAUUCGCGGAUGAGGCUGCAAAUAUCACCGUUUUUACCAACACCCUAUAUGGGUAUGGCGACCCCUGGACAGGCUCUCCGGUCUAUUCCGCCGAGCCCCUUGUUGCAGAGACCCUUUGUAACAUCGCCCAGUCAUCAAAUGGCGUGGAAGGCUUGGGCGCUGCGAGCGAAAUCUUGUGUGAACUGCCCGGCUCAUCCAGCUCUGCGAGCAAGCGUGCAUUUGAUGGUAUCGGCACCUCUCCUCGCUCUUCAAACGACAAACAACCCACAAUCUACAGCGCAUUGAGAGGAGUUGUGAAUGGGGAUCUGACCUUCCACUACGCGCGAUGGAUUCAAGGCUCUACCGAAAGAAAUGGUGCGCAAGAAAUUAUCCUUGAACUUGCAUUUUGGAUUGGUCCGACACCGGGAACAGCCCCUACCGCGGCAAACCUCGCAAUCUAUGGCGACUCUGACGACACCGUUAACCCUGACCUUUGGGUGGUUUUCCAUCUCCACAUCCCGCGUGACGACAACACGUUCCGUGACUUGACUAGAAGCCAAAGAAACUUCUAUCCGGGAGUUCGAGCAAUGGGAGUGUAUCACAGCCAGACACUUCACUACAUGGGGAAUAACGCAGAUCCGCGGGCGGAGUAUGAAUUCUCCAACAACUAUGCCGAAGGAGCCUACAACGGCGGCGAUAUGGAAAAUUACAACAAUCGCGCACAAACUUUACGAUGCCGCGACAACUCUCGUUGGUAUAUCGGGCGCGAUUCUACGACGGCCAUUACAAAUGCACAGAGGUCAAAUGCCAACCUCCCCGUGCAGUAUGUCAGUGCACUCAACUCAUUUGGCGUUUGGCUUCAACAACAAGGUCUCUUCUCCUACGAGAACUUAGCAUUCAUUUGGCCUGUCAUUGGCGAUUACGGCUCCGAUUGGGUUCCCGCAUCCAAUACCGUCAAUGGUGCAAGUGCUUAUAGCCCCGCAGCUGGGGCCUUCACGACGAAUUGGAAUUUCGCCGGUGAGCAAGUAGAUAUCAUGGGCGCUACCGACGUUUGGACCACUCAAUAG